Molecule: messenger RNA, 2109 nt
Organism: Oldenlandia corymbosa var. corymbosa
Lineage: Eukaryota; Viridiplantae; Streptophyta; Magnoliopsida; Gentianales; Rubiaceae
Source: the annotation of a GenBank genome assembly
AUGGCGUCAAGAAAUGCCAUUCAAGCCGUUAUAAUGGCAAUUAUUCUGGUUGUCUCCGUGGGAUAUAUCUUCAUGUACAUCAUGGCACCCACAAAUCUUUUCAGGCAAAAAUGGCUUCCUAAGAUCCGAACCGCUGCCAAUUCAACUUAUUUUGGAGGUCAAGGGCCAUCUAUGCUGAUGAACACAUUUCCAGUACUCUUCGUUGCGGUUUUGGGCUGUUGGUAUCUCCAUUCUAGAAACAAGACCAGCGGUGGUGGUGAUCACUAUCCCAAGCGUGGUGAGGUAAAUGCAUUAAGUGGUGUAUGGAGGAGGCCGAUCAUCAUCAAAGGACUUGGAAUUGUGUCCGGAAUCGAAUUGGCUUUCUUCCUCAUGUUCAUUGUCCUUCUCCUUUGGUCUUAUUCAGUUGCCUUACACAACAAUUUCGACAAAAUCACACCCAAAUCAGCUGCAAAAUCUGGGGAGAAAUUGUGGCAAGCUCGGCUGGAAAAUGCGGCCUUAAGGCUGGGGAUCGUGGGGAAUACGUGCCUGGUGUUUCUGUUCUUCCCGGUGGCGCGUGGCUCGUCGGUGCUGCCGGUAUUCGGGCUGACGUCGGAGGCUAGCAUCAAGUAUCAUAUCUGGUUAGGACACAUCGCCAUGGCACUCUUCACUGCUCACGGCGUUUGUUACGUCAUCUUCUGGGCGGUUACCCAUCGGCUAUCCGAGAUGUCAGAAUGGGCAAAAACAGGCAUAUCAAAUGUGGCAGGAGAAUUAGCAUUGUUAUCAGGGCUGGUUAUGUGGGCAACAACAUUCCCUCGCAUUAGGAGAAAAUUCUUUGAGCUCUUCUUUUACAUUCAUCAUUUCUACAUCCUCUUCAUGUUCUUCUUCCUCCUUCAUGUCGGCAUCUCUUACUUUUGCUAUGUUCUUCCCGCUUUCUAUCUCUUCCUUGUCGAUCGUUACUUGAGGUACUUGCAAUCUCGCCAAAAUGUUCGCUUAGUCUCUGCUCGAAUCCUCCCUUCCCAAACUCUAGAGCUCAACUUCUCCAAGACACGAGGUCUUACUUAUACUCCCACGAGCAUUCUGUUCUUAAAUGUGCCUAGCAUUUCAAGGAUGCAAUGGCAUCCUUUUACUAUUAGCUCAAGCAGUAAUUUGGAGUCCGAACAACUCAGUGUCAUCAUUAAAGGAGAUGGGAGUUGGACUAAGAAAUUGCACCAUAUUCUUUCAUCACCUUCAGCAGUUGAUCAUCCUGAUGUGUCUGUUGAAGGACCCUAUGGACCAAUUUCUACCGAUUUUCUAAGGCAUGAUUUGCUGGUCAUGGUGAGUGGAGGCAGCGGAAUCACGCCUUUCUUCUCAAUAAUUCGAGAACUAAUGCAUGCUAGUGAGACACUGAAACACAAAACUCCCUCAAUUCUACUCCUUUCAUUUUUCAAGAAUUCAUCAGAUUUGACAAUGCUAAAUCUCAUUCUCCCCAAUGCCAAUUCCCCAACCCAAAUAUCCAAUCUAGACUUACAAAUUCAAGCCUAUGUGACAAGAGAAAAACAACCCGAUUCGCCAGAAGCCAAUAAGAAUGUCAGAACAAUCUGGUUCAAACCAAAGACAACCGAUUCACCAAUAGCACCAAUCCUAGGUCAAAAUGGCUGGCUUUGGCUCGCCGCGAUUAUAUCGGCAUCCUUCAUAAUCUUCCUCAUCUUAGUUGGGAUCAUUACCAGAUACUACAUUUAUCCCAUUGAUCAUGACACAAAUAAGAUCUUCUCAACCUCUUCUAGAUCUUUAUUGAAUAUGCUUGUCCUGUGUAUGUCCAUGGUUAUCGUGGCGACCGUGGUUUUCCUUUGGAACAAGAAACAAAAUGCCAUGGAAAGCAAGCAGAUUCAGAACUUUGGAGGUGUUGCUUCACCAAAUUCAUAUAAUGCAGAUAGAGAACUGGAAAGCUUGCCACAACAGUCACUUGUUUUGGCCACAAAUGUGCAUUACGGCGUAAGGCCUGACCUUAAGAGAAUUUUGUUUGAGCGAAAAGAAUCCAGUGUGGGAGUUUUAGUUUGUGGGCCUAAGAAGUUAAGGCAUGAAGUAGCAAAUAUUUGUUCGUCUGGUUUGGGAGCCAAUCUGCACUUUGAAUCCAUCAGUUUUAGCUGGUGA